Phalacrocorax carbo (great cormorant) is the source of this 2043-nucleotide messenger RNA. The record is from RefSeq and is a predicted model, not a curated record. NCBI's taxonomy places the organism in Eukaryota, Metazoa, Chordata, Aves, Suliformes, Phalacrocoracidae.
CGCCCCCUUCGGCUGCCCCCGGUUUCCCCGGUCCCUCCCCGGUGCCUCCCGCCUCCCGGUGCGGGCGGAGCGCGCCCCCCCCUCCCCUUUUCUGCCGCUCCCGUCAGUUCGGCCCGAUUCGGGGCCCAACCGAGGCACCAUGUUCCUGGCCGAGGGCUCCUGGGUGCUGGCGGCCCGGGGACAGUGUCCCCCCCCGCCUCCGGCCCCACCAACCCUCCGCGACCGCUGCCAGCGCCGACACCGCCCUCCCGCGACGCCGUCCCCGCGGCCCCGCUGCCCCCAGGCGCCCACCGCCGCGCCGACUGCGGCCAUGGAGCAGCCAGAGGAGCCACCCGGCACCCACGGAGGCACCCUGACGUCCCCAGAGACUGACACCCCCGAGAGCCUGGUGACAUCGCCACCGCUGCCCCCAUCACCCGCCCUGGGCUGGCCCUGGGGGCUGCCCCCCACGCCCCCCCCGGCUACCCGGAAACCCUACAAGUGCACCGAAUGCGGCAAGGCCUUUGGGCAGAGUUCGCACCUGAUGCGGCACCUGGGCACCCACACGGGCGAGAAACCCUACAAGUGCGGCGCCUGUGCCAAGAGCUUCACCCAGAACUCCAACCUCCUGCAGCACCAGCGCACCCACACCGGCGAGAAACCCUACGAAUGCGGCGCCUGCGGCAAACGUUUCGGCUGGAGCUCCAACCUCAGCCAGCACCGCCGUCUCCACAGCGGCCAGAAGCCCUUCCAGUGCAGCCAGUGCGGCAAAUGCUUUGGUGAGAGCGCCCGUCUGCUCGAGCACCAGCGCACCCACACCGGCGAGAAGCCCUACCGCUGUCCCGACUGCCCCAAGACCUUCAGCCGCGGCUCCCACCUCGCUCGCCACCGCCGCCUCCACGCGGCUGAGCGGGGACCUGGUCCGGCCCUGGCGAUGCGCCGGGGGCUCUGAGGGGCUCCCCAGGGAGAGGGGAGGCGGCGGCAGAGCGGACAAUGGUGUUUCUGUGGUGACCAUAGGGACAUGGUUUGGCCUGCUGGUGCUCAUUGCCAACAGAAGGAUUCAUGGAGGAUCCAUGACAUGGUCAAUGGCUGCUACAGCCCUUCUGCAGUGGCCAUGGGGACAUGGUUUGGCCCCGUUGGCGCCCAUCAUCAACACAAAGACUUCAGGAAGAUCCAGGACGUGGCCAGCGGUUAUUGCAGCUGUUCUGUGAUGGCGGCGUGUCCGUGGGUUGGCCCUAUUGGCACCCAUUGCCGACACAAAGACUUCAGGAGGAGCCAUGACGUGGCCAGUGGCCGCUAUGGCCCUUCCAUGGCGGCCACAGGGAUGUAGUUUGGCCCCAUUCGUGCUCACCGUCAAUGUAAAACCUCGGGGAGGAGCCAUGAUGUGGCCAAUGGCUCUGUGGCCCUUCUGUGGGGGCCGUGGGGACAUGGUUUGGCUCCAUCAGUGCCCAUCGUUGGUUCAUGGGGAACCUGCGUAAGCAAAAAGCCACAGGAUUGGAGACAAAUGUGGACACAAAGGCUUGGGGAGGGCUCAUGACGUGGCCAACGGCUACCACAGCCCUUCUGUGGUAGCCAUGGGGAUGUGGUCUGGCCUUUUUGGUGCCUGUCACCAAUGCAAAGACUUGGGAAGGGUCCAUGACAUGGCCAAUGGCUACUACAGCCCUUCUCUGGUGGCCACAGAGAUGUGGUUUGGCCCCACUGGCGCCCACUGUCAACACAAAGACUUGGGCAGGGCCCACGAUGGGGACAUGGGUUUGCCCCACUAGUGCCUCCCAUUGGCUUAUGGAGAAGCCAUGUGGGCAAAAAGAGAUGACAUUGGAGCCGAAGGUGGACACAAAGGCUCGGGGAGGACCCAUGACACAGCCUAACGGCUACUACAGCUCACCUGUGGUGGCCACAGGGAUGUGGGUUGGUCCCAUUGGCACCCGUCAUCAUCGCAAAGACCUGGGGGGGGCCCAUGACAUGGCCAACGGCUACCACAGCCCUUCCAUGGUGGCCACGUGCCCACGGUUGGCACCCGCUAUUCCGUAGAUAAGGUGUCAUGUGGGCAAGCAUUGUGGAGGG